Molecule: messenger RNA, 213 nt
Organism: Dicrocoelium dendriticum
Lineage: Eukaryota; Metazoa; Platyhelminthes; Trematoda; Plagiorchiida; Dicrocoeliidae
Source: the annotation of a GenBank genome assembly
AUGGUGAAACACUUGUUCUACUGUCCGAUGAGCCUGCUAGCCAUCGAAAUCUACCAUGCAUUAAAGUAUUCUCGUGCUGCGCAUCAAGUCCUCACGAACAUCCUAUGUUGCCUCAAUAACUCGGAGGUUCACCGAUUAAAGAAAGCCUACGCCGAUCAUUUGGAACAACAGUAUGGAUUAAGAGGCAAGUUUAUGUAUAUUUAUUGGUUCUAA